Xiphophorus maculatus (southern platyfish) is the source of this 1460-nucleotide messenger RNA. RefSeq lists its product as uncharacterized. Bases 167 to 868 code for a protein of 233 amino acids. The transcript is spliced from 6 exons. NCBI's taxonomy places the organism in Eukaryota, Metazoa, Chordata, Actinopteri, Cyprinodontiformes, Poeciliidae. The record is from RefSeq and is a predicted model, not a curated record.
ACUGCUGUCGCUGUAGAAGAGUGUGAAGAGGCAGAAACCUGCUCAGUGCGGCUCAGUUCGGUUUCACACAGGCUGUCAGGAUACAUGGGAACCUCGUCUGGCUCUGCUUCUGUUAAAGGAACGAGCUGCAGCGUCUUUGUGGUUCGUUGUAGGUAAUUUAACCAGAAUGUGGAGAUGCACAUUGUGGUUUGUUUUACUUCUGCGGCUGACAAUCUGCUCCUAUGACAAAGAUGAUCUGGAGCCGGUGGUGAAAACCAUCAGGAAAGAAUCAGAUUUGACUCCAGUUUGCAGCAAUUCCACACAGGAUCCAAUCUUAUUUGUUGUCUGUCAAAUCAGACCAGUGAGGAGCAGAGAAGAAGAGUGUCUUUUAUCAUACCGCCUGGAGAGAGGCUUUGAACAGGGAUGUGACUCCAGGUUUUCACUCAUGUUAAUAAAUCAGACAAUGUUUCUCCAUCUGAACAAUUUAACACCAGAAAAUAGUGGAAGCUACAGCUGUCAGUGCUCACGCCGUGAUGGAACAUUUGUGCUGCAGCUCAACCUCACUGUGGAAGAUGACAAAGACACCACCCCUGAAUCAGAAACAACUUUAAUUUCUUUAUUCGGAGUUUAUGGAUUGAUCAUCAUCAUCAUCAUCAUCAUUCUAUUGGGAGUCAUUUCUGGAUGUGUCUGCAGGAACAAGUGCCACAGAAGAAGACGACGUGAAGUGACCAUAACGCCUCAUCCAAACACGGAAGUGCAGGAAAUUGAGCCGUACAGCGUCUUCAGAGAGAAUGAACUUUAUUUAACGUCCGUAAUUCACACCAGCCUGUCUACAAAUAAUCUGAUUGUGAUUGGGAUGGAUAGUCCAAUCUCAGGUCGACCUUUAUAGACAUUUCAUGUUUUACUUCAUGUUUUCUAUGGAGCACUGUAACUGUCGAUGUUUCUGUGUAAUCUGUGUUUUUUGUUUAAAACUUAUUUUCUAAAUAUUAAGUGUUUUUCCAUGUUAAAGUAAAACAAAGACCAGAAUAAUGUCACAUUUAAAACCAGAACCACGUUCUCUUUCUCCCCUGCAGUCGUCUCGACUCGACCUGCUAUAAUGUAAUGGGUGAGUGUGAGUGUGGGUGUUUCGGGUCGUUUGAACGUCGACCACUCACUCAGGCAGCAGCAGGUCGAAGCGAAGCAUUAAGGCUGACCGACAAAUUCUCAACAUGUUCUUUCUUCCUGUUUGAACUUCCUGUUUUCAGCCGCACAGGCCGCAUGGCCUGCUGGUGUGAAACUGGAGGUGUAACCCUUCCACAUGUCAACUGCAGAGUGCAGAUCUACACAACGAUUACUCUGCAAACACCACGUUAAUUUCUGGUCUCUCUUCUAACUAACUUCACUCCCCUGUUAUUUAUUUGUAUUGGUUGCAAUAAGGAAACUGAAAAGAUGUAAAUAUGUAGGGAAAAAUAGAAUUAUAUUAAAAUUAUUUUUUUUAUUUA